AUAAAACGUUAAAUACUGAUAUUUGAAAUGAUUUAAAAAAAUGUCACCUUAAAAUUUUGGGUCUUGGAUCUUAGGUCAAUAAUCUUGGGACUUUUCUUAUAUAAUAAAAUCACCCCCAUUUUAUUUUUAAAGAUGGUAAAUGAAGUUACAGUCACAUUGGGCACUGUAUUGUUAGGAAACAAAUCAAAAAGUCUUUGGAAUAUAUUUCAAAUGUUUUCCAAAAAAACUCGUGAACAAAUAUUAGCUAUUAGCAUACUAUAAGUAUAAAGCUGCAUUGCACUUCAAAAGGGAGUAACUUCAGUAAACGAAAAAAUAUGUCAAUGCAUGAAAGUGGGCAAAGAAAUUCUAAAAAACAAAACAAAAAAAAAACAGAUUCCAUCACGAACGUAACAUCACUGUUUUUAUAAAAUAUGCGUACUAUUUGAAAGUACGGUGCAAAAAAAAUCCACUCUUUUAGAUCGACCCAGAUGGGACUCGAACCCACAAUCCCCAGCUCCGGAGGCUGAUGCCUUAUCCAUUAGGCCACUGGGUCAACACAGCGUAUUGAAUGGAAUCAUAGUGUUUUGAAAUAUGAAAUUUACGGAGACUGUCACAGUUUUUAUCUUUUUAUGAAAACUGAAGCAAGGUGUUUUCUACUUCGGCUGGAUUUGACGAUCUACGAUUGCAGGCGGGGAAGGAGUUAAAAAACGGAAACGUGAAGUCGGACACUAGGCUCGUUUGAGAUGCGUCUUGCCUCGCCUCAAAAGUACGAGCUCCCGCGCGGGGACCGAAAAUGGUUAAGCUUAAUUUCCCUUAAGUUUUCCCUUCAUUUUCUAUGGUAGUGCUUAACAAUACGAAUGCAAUACGAAUGCAAUAUAUUUGUGGCCACAGGUAGAUUUCAUGGCACUCUCUGCGGAACAAAAAAAAAGGGGCGUUUCCCCAUUUUUGGGUGUUUUCAAACCUGGAUUAUGCGUUUUUAACCAUCCAAUCAAAAAAGUACGGAAGCCUUGAAAAGCCAUACAUCAUCAUUUUUUUCUUUCCCGUUAUCUCGUGAUCAAUGUUUUAUGUAGAAAAAUAAAAAAUAAAGAAAUAAAAAAGAAUGCUGCAUGUCACGUUUUCCGAGUGCCUAAGUGUAGACAUAUGGAAACGUUUUACUCAUGGAUACAACAUUUUCUUUACGAAUACUUAGCCUAAAGUAAAUGUGACAGAUCAUUUUAAGCCCAGUCAAAACUCAGUUACUGCGAAAAGGGAAGGCAACUACAUUUCAGAAUUAUUUCCUUUGUGUAAACCUUUGUCAUAAAAGCUAUAAAAGAAGUGUGACAUAACUGCACUCAUCACCAGAUGAGCACCAUUAAAGCCGAAUAUCAAUUUAGAUAGCAUUUUACAUUAUUUAUAAUUAACUUUAUUAUUGAACGUGUUUUUUUUUUUGUUUUUUUUUUUACAUCAAUAUAUACAAAUACAGAAGCUAUGAUUGCAUUGGAGUAUCUUACCAUAUUUUUACAGAAUGAGCUUUAUAUGUAUUACUGAUAUUUAAUUGACUUCGUAAAAUGGAUUAUUAUAAAGAAAAUAUGUUGACCUGAAAUGAUGACUCAGAAAACUUGAAACAUAGGAUCACUUUAAACUUGAAACAUUAGGAUCACGGGUGACCACCCGCUUCGAAUGUUAUCACUCGAUUGAAUGGGCGUUAUCAGUGGUUAUCAGCUCAUAGAUAUGGGCCAGAAGGGGCCUGCUGCGCCUGGUAGGCUCAGAUGGAUGUUAUCAUCCAUCUAAAUGGUUAAUCACCGAUACAAAUACAAGAGAAGAUUCCAGAUCCAAUCAAAUCGGAAGUCCACUGGAUGAUGCGGCAUCGUUGCGGUAUUUCCCGCCCGGUUGAUAUUUUCAGGUAAGACCAUUGAAAUGAGAAAAACCGAGCAUUUAAACUGUAAUUAAUUAGUCAAUGAUCGAAAACAAUACAGAAAAUAUGUUUUAAGGUGGCGUACAUGAGAUAACCGUGUUGCAGUUGUGUUUGUUAUAUAUUACGUUAUUAGCCUAUCGUUACGUUACUUGCUUUAUGUGAGCAUUAACCUUGCUAAUUAGCAUGUUUUUACGUGUCUGAAAUGUCUAAUGGGGAAAUUUAGUUUAAUAGUUAAACGCAAAGUUAACCUGUAAAAAUUACUUUUUCCACACUGUAAGACAAUAAGGCUUAUUGCAUAUUGUAUCUGCUUGUUAACGUUUCACUGAAGCUAUAUCAUACUCAUAUUGAGUGAAAUAUUCAAACCCAAGACGUAUUUUAUGGCUGUUUGGAAACCUUGGGAUCUUGAAUAGAAUGUAAAAUAAAGUUCUGUGGGUUUGAACAAAGCUUGGCUGCAUUUGAUCCCACAUGAGGAACCUUGGGGUACUGCGUUAAUUUUAAUCAGGCUGCUGCUCUAUUAGCACACCUGUCACCUGUCUGUCUGUCUGUCCAUCCAUCUAUCCAUCCAUUCAUCCGUCUGUCAGUCUAUCUUCUCAGGCACCAAAUACAUAUCCCUCAUUUGCAUCCCAUGUUCACUGAUGUGUUUCUGUCUUUUAGGCUGUGAUAAGAAGUACGGGUUGCACUUUGCUUUAUGUAAUAAUUGCCAAAUAUUUUUAUUUCAGAUAUGGGAAAAGCACGUUUGAGGAGUGUAAAGAUUAAGGUGGUGAGGAGGUGUAUCACUGGCCCUGCAAAGGUUUCGUACCUUAGUCAUUGUUUUCCCCAGCCCAACUCCAAACAGACUUCCAAACCUUGCAUGUCUGUUACACCUUAACAGGCUGAACAUGAUGAUGUGGCACCGAGUUCAUGUUCUGAGACUGCAUACAGUAAGGCAAAGAAGAGAGAGCUUCAUGCCUGGGAUGCAGUCAAGGAUGAUAUGCUUAAAGUGUCUUUUGAAUGUUCAGCACCAAUCACUACCCAGUGUGUUGUCUGCCUAGAACAGGCUGAUUAUAGGUGCAUUGAGUGCAGCACCACUGCAGUGUUUUGUGAGGCUUGUCUGAAGAAGACUCACAAAAAUUCACUGCAUCUUCCUGAUAAGUGGAAUGUGAGAACAAUCCGCUUGUUAAGUUGUGACGUAAGGAACGUCGUUAAUGGGUCUAAGCCUAGACUCCUUUCACUUGAGAAUGCCAUCUCCACAGACGUUUAUGAGCGCUAUUUAUUCAUAAUAAACAUUUAACAUUUUAAAGUUAAACAUUUAAAAUACUUACAGUCUACAAAACAGUCUCCGUGCUCACAGCAUCACAGACAUUAAUAUUUUAACGAUUUAUAAAAGAUUAAUCACUGUCUGGCCAUCUGGGAUAAUGGUAUGGAGAUAAAGGUUAUGAUUAUAAUUUUUUGAUAGUAUUACACCACAUCGUGUGUGUAUAUUAGCACCAUUUGUUGUUUUCUUGUGGUAUGAGAUAGAGCGUUUGGACCCGGAAGCGCUGCCGCGUGACGUCAGACUUAACAACCGAAUAGCAUGCAGUCAUACAUACAAACAUCAAACUCACAGUAAUUUCAACAGAUUCACUAGAUUCUUCAAAUUGUUUUAGCACUAUGUAGUAUCAACUGUUGGUGUCUCGAGUUUGUUGUUUUAAAAACAUUGUUAGAGCUAUCAAUCUUUCUUACAGAAUGCCUACUAUGAGCCAUCCUCCCUGGGGUUAUUCCUUUAUUUACCUGAAGGCCAUGGCACCCAUGCUGUGUACACAAAAGACAUGAAGGUCAUUUUCAGUACAGGACAGCUCUGCACCGUCACAGUCAAUAUGUGUGCGUGUGAACCAGAAACCUGCACUUUGCUAAGGUAUGGGCUCUGGCCAGCAACAGCCGACAAGCCCCAGACAGCCUUCUCCAUCCCUCUGCUAGAGCUUUUUGUUUGUCUGUCACUGGAGUGUCAGGUUUCUGUUGAGGGUUUUUGCAACACCCUGCGCUGGAAAAAUAACCUCACACUUGCAGAGGUUAACACACUCUACAGAGCCCUGGUGGAAGAAUCCAUAUCCCAUUUUAGGCAUCACCACUUCCGACAAAGAAGUUUGGUAGAUAUUUGCCCACAAUUAGAUGAUGGGACCAUAUGCCCAGCAUGUCCAAAGGCGGAUGGAGAUAUGAUUGUGACAUUGGAUGCCAACAUUGGCUUUGUAAGGAAUCAAAGCUCAGGUACAAGUGUGGUUGAGCCAUUACAUGGAACCCGCAUGUUUGUCGAUGAAAAGGAUGUAGAAGAAUACCUGCUAUCACAUCUUGACAGCUCAAAGCCUCAUGAGGACUGCAGUAACUUCAAGGCUGGCAACGUGCUGAGGUCACAAAAACAAGCAAAGAAACUUGAUGUUACGGGAGUGUUAGGAGCCUCUUGUCGUCAUGAAAUGCCCCUAAUGUUUGUCAACGUGAGCCAAGGAGAACGAUUAGCCUAUCCCCUGUAUGUCAUCGAUGAGCUACUUCGAAGAUGUGAGGACAAGAACAUACACCUGCAAGUAGUUUAUGACAUUGCCUGUGUUGUUGCCUCACAUUUGCAUAAAUCAGGGGAGGGCAUACCACACAACAUCUCCUUGGCUGUACCAGCAUUUCACGUUUAUGGACACAAAUUGCCCUGCCAGAUCAAGUACAGCAGCAGGCGGCUUGAUGGGUUUGGGCUCACAGACGGGGAAGGAAUGGAAAGGCUGUGGUCUUUCCUCCGAAGAUUUGCCAGAGUCACAAAGGAGAUGACUCCAUCUCACCGCCUUGACCUGUUGACUGAUGCCCUUUUGCAUUAUGGACGGAGGAAAUCAACUGACCUAGAGAUGCAGCUCCUGCAAAGACUAGACAGAGAAAAUAUCGAUUCUCGCUCAAGAAGACAUCUCAUCUGUCAUCAGAGAAGCACCAGAUGGAAAAGGGACUACAUCAUCAAGCUGAUUCAGUUCUACAAGUUCAAGUAA
Molecule: messenger RNA, 4848 nt
Organism: Ctenopharyngodon idella (grass carp)
Lineage: Eukaryota; Metazoa; Chordata; Actinopteri; Cypriniformes; Xenocyprididae
Exons: 10
Coding region: 3661-4848 (395 amino acids)
Source: RefSeq, a predicted model, not a curated record